Messenger RNA from Kazachstania africana CBS 2517, 267 nucleotides. It is a transcript of the gene STF2, whose product is annotated as ATPase-stabilizing factor family protein. The transcript has a single exon. The coding region runs from base 1 to 267 and encodes 88 amino acids. Lineage: Eukaryota; Fungi; Ascomycota; Saccharomycetes; Saccharomycetales; Saccharomycetaceae. The record is from RefSeq and is a predicted model, not a curated record.
AUGACGAGAACCACUAAAUGGACUAUCCACGAGCAUCAGGCGGAUCCUAAGUAUUUUACGCAUAAUGGCAAUUUUGGUGAAGCUCCAUAUAAUGUAAAGAAGCACGGUUCAGGUAAAGGUAACUGGGGUAAACCAGGCGACGAACUUAACGAUUUGAUGGAUUCUGGAGAGAUACCACCACUUUUUAACAAAGAAAGAAGAUCUUCUAAUGUUAAUAGCCAACUUAAUGAGAAAAGAUUUGAGGAUAUUCAAAAAUAUCAAAUUUGA